Molecule: messenger RNA, 885 nt
Organism: Phytophthora infestans T30-4
Lineage: Eukaryota; Oomycota; Peronosporomycetes; Peronosporales; Peronosporaceae
Exons: 3
Coding region: 1-885 (294 amino acids)
Source: RefSeq, a predicted model, not a curated record
AUGUAUGCGGACAAUUUUAAGGCCUUAUUGGCUUUUGCACCGGUGAACGACCUGCGAAUGUCACUGAUGACGCCCUUGGAGUCGUAUAUUCGUCUUGGGAACGACCUAGACGAGCGGAGAAAGACGAUUCUGUCGCUACGCAAGGAAAAACUGGACAUGACGUACAAGUUCAUUGAGCACAAGACACUAGGGAUGGACUGCUCCCACCCUCACGAAUUCUCGGACAUGUUCGACAAAUUUGGCAAACAUUACUGUGUGAAUUUCACCAUCUCCAGAUACGACGGAGUCAGCAUCUACCAAGUAGCACGCGGCAUCUACAAUCAACUCACAGAAAAAGACGAAGCGCUGAAUGAAGCGCUAGGAAUCACUGCGUCGCGCGAGUCAACUGGUACGCUCAAGUGCAACUUCAUGCACCAGCGUAUUAUUGCAAGACGGAAAAUCGACAGUAGAAUGCCCGACAUGGAGUCGAAUGGCGUUUUUUACUGUCGGUUUGGAGACAAGUUAGCAGUGCUAGCUACUGACUACGUCGACCACGAUGAACUACAUCCAUACGACGAGUUGAAUCGCAUUCGGAAGGAUAUGUCGAGCGGUGUGGUGCUCACAGCGCACGAAGAUGCAGACAGCAAGAGAUUCGUCGUGAUGAAGAGAUAUUUGAUGGCCAAGCUGCACAUGUACCCGCACAAGGUCUCUCAGAAACAACAAGAUGACUUCUUCCGGAGCUUGUUUCAUUCCCACGACAGCAUGAAGAGGCUCGUUGUGGACCGCGUACUGCAACAUAGUGACACGGGGUGCUCGUGUACGGGUGAUACGACGAGCUGCUGCUGUGCAAGUGACGAGGCCAGCAUUCCUUGUGGAGGCCACGGGAUCGCACAGGUGUCUGUUUAA